Molecule: messenger RNA, 2250 nt
Organism: Eucalyptus grandis
Lineage: Eukaryota; Viridiplantae; Streptophyta; Magnoliopsida; Myrtales; Myrtaceae
Product: protein CHUP1, chloroplastic
Exons: 9
Coding region: 187-1908 (573 amino acids)
Biological process (GO): chloroplast organization
Cellular component (GO): chloroplast outer membrane
Source: RefSeq, a predicted model, not a curated record
UCCUACAGCUCCAUUGUCCCACUUCUUCCCCCCACCUUUUCAGCUCAUAUAUAUGUAGAUCCAAAACUUUUAGUCCAUUUCAAGAACUCCAAGGUUCUUCUUUGGGUGAAGGAGAGGAUAAGAGUUCAGCACAGACUCCGUUCGAUUGCCGGUUUUUUCUUGGGUCAAGUUGCGAGCUUGGGAGCCAUGAAGCAAGAAACACCGCCAAGAACGACGCCAGCAGCGAGAGCUGAAGGCAGAAUUGGCGGCAAUUACUCGACUUCGCAUUCCACCACACCUUCGCGUUUCAGAGCCACCCCGAAGGUUAAGGAGCCGUUGAAGCUGGCGGGUGAUGUUCUGAGAGACAGAGCAAGGUCAGUGCCUCCAGAUGUGAAGAACGAUUCGAAGGCCCAGAGGUCUCUUUUGCUCAGAACCCCCAAAUCUGGAGACAUUGCUGCGGGAUCUCAACAGGGUAGGGAGCUCGAGGAGGCGAAGACCGGGGGUCGACCCGGGCUGGCCCGCGCGGUUGUCGAGCAGUUCGCUCGGCCACGGCGGCUGCGGCUGGGUGCGAGUUCUGUCACUAGCACUAGCAGGAGAAACGAGGAUGGAGUGAUGGAUGGGAAUAAGAAGAAGUGCGAGGAAUUGCAAGAGAAGUUCGAGUUAACUGAGAAUUUGGUCAAGAGUUUGCAGAGUGAGGUGUUGGCUUUAAAGGCAGAACUGGAAAAAGCACUGAGCUUGAAUGUGGAGUUGGACUCAAAGAACAGGAAGCUUACGGAGAAACUCGCUGUUGCUGAGGACAAAGUAGCAACUCUCAGCAGCUUUGAUCAGAGGGAGUCAACUAAGGAUUUCCAGAGUCCCAAAUUCAAAGACAUUCAGAAACUGAUUGCCAAUAAGUUGGAUAAUUCAAAAGAAAAGAAGGAAGCAUUCGGUGAGGCUAUCUUUAAGACAACGCUACCUACAGUGCCAGCGAGUUCAAUACCAAGAGGCACCAACAAUAAUGUAAAGCCUCCCCCUUGCCCAUCCCUGCCACCUCCGCCUCCGCCACCUCUUCCCUCAUCUCGGCCCCGGGCCAGAGGAUCUGCAACCCCUAAAACUCCUGCAGUCGUAGAAUUUUAUCGCUUACUGACGAAGCCAGAAGAGAAGAAGGAUGAACCAAGAUCAAAGGAUUCCAAUAAACCAGCGGUUACCAGUGCACAUAGUAGUAUAGUUGGAGAAAUUCAAAACCGUUCCGCUCAUCUUUUAGCUAUCAAAGCAGAUAUUGAAACCAAAGGGGAGUUAGUUAAUGGUCUUAUCCAAAAAAUUCAAGCUGCUGCUUUCUCAGAUAUUGAAGAGGUCCUAAACUUUGUGGCUUGGCUUGAUAAUGAACUUUCUUCCCUGGCUGAUGAGCGGGCUGUGUUGAAACAUUUCAACUGGCCCGAGAAGAAAGCUGAUGCCAUGAGAGAAGCUGCAGUUGAAUACCGAACUCUUAAGUUGCUCGAGAGUGAGAUUUCGUCAUACGAGGAUGAUAUGGAUGUUCCUUGUGCAAGUGCGUUGAAGAAGAUGGCUGGCUUAUUAGACAAGUCCGAGAGAGGGAUUCAGAAGCUCGUCAAACUGCGAAGUUCAGCUGUGAGGUCAUAUCAGAAUUGGAAAAUUCCAACUGAUUGGAUGCUCGAUUCGGGAAUGGUGUCCAAAAUAAAACAGGUUUCAAUGAGGCUGGCCACCAUGUACAUGAAGAGAGUGACAAUGGAGUUCGAAUCCAUGCGGAACUCGGACAGGGAAUCGAGCCAAGAAGCUCUAUUGCUCCAGGGUGUUCAUUUCGCAUAUAGGGCCCAUCAGUUUGCAGGAGGGCUCGAUUCGGAGACAUUGUGUGCUUUCGAAGAGAUUAGACACCGCAUCCCCGGACACUUCCAAGGGUCUCAACAUCUGCUGCCUGGCAUAACCUCAUCCUGAGGACCCGCGUGGUGUCGAGCGGUUUGAUUUUCGCGUCGCAUCGUGGGCAUCCGAGCGAACCGGCGGCGCAAGAUUCAUUUUCGGCAUGUCCCCUGUAGAUACUCGGGAAGAUCGACGGAACAUCUCAGUCCAAAACAUCGUCUCUGUAGAAGCCGUCAAGGCCUCGGUAGUUCUUAUGAAAAGGUGUAGUUCAUCUGCGCAACGGAGGGCAGCGCGAGUUAGGAGCUCCAUAUAAAUGUAAUCCUUUUUUUCUUCUUCUUCUUCUUGUUCGAGCUUGAUAAAUGUAAUGGAGACACUAAAUUCCUGCGGUUUUUUCUCGUGAGAUGCGUCGGCGAUUACUCG